Drosophila persimilis is the source of this 1165-nucleotide messenger RNA. RefSeq lists its product as uncharacterized. The transcript has 2 exons. NCBI's taxonomy places the organism in Eukaryota, Metazoa, Arthropoda, Insecta, Diptera, Drosophilidae. The record is from RefSeq and is a predicted model, not a curated record. The coding region runs from base 18 to 959 and encodes 313 amino acids.
AAAUAAAACAAAAAGCUAUGGAUGUCCGGGACGAUAAAGAAGCAAUCAGCGUUACUGAGAUGAAAACCACAGAGGAACCAGGCCAGACACCGAAAUGGCUCCCUUUUCCCCGUAAUGUACGUACAUUUCUCUUGCCACUGCAGGUGUUGUGCAAGAAUCCAGUGCUUGUAAGUGUCGAGGACAAGGUCUUUAAGUGCAGCAAAGUUGUGCUGGUCGCCAAUUGCCAGAUCUUUUCGAGUACACUCGAGAUAGGACAUACCCUCAAGCUGACUGCCUCCUGCCUGAGCUCCAAAAGGUUCAUAUUUGCCUACGGUUGGAUGGUUACGAAUCAUGCCGCGAUCCCAUACGAAGAAAUGAUCAACAUGCUGAUGGUCGCUGAUUUCCUGAAAUGCAGUCCACUUGAAAAAAGCAUUUUGACAAUUUUCAAUGACGUGGAUGGCUACUUGGUGAAGGAUUCCGUGCGUUUCUACUUUGAGGUCAUCGAGAAGGGAGAGAAAGGAGACCGCCUUGCACGAGAGAUGCUGCCGCGUGUGGGCCACUCCUUUCUGAUUCUGGUUGCCUCCAAGGAGUUCGCGAAAGUCACUGCGAAGCAAUUGUACGAUCUGUUGAGCUCCAGCCAUCUGGCCGUGCAGUCAGAGUCUGAGGUUCUCUGGGCAGUCAUCUAUUGGCUCCGCGAGGACUAUGAGAAUCGACAGGAGCACGGAGGGUAUUUAUUCAAGCAACUUCAGAACAAACGCAUUUGGAUAAAGGAUCCCCUAUGUCCGUACCUCAACUGUACCUCAAAACUUUCUAUGAAAAUGUUCCGCGACUACUUGCAACUGUUAAAUGCUGAACCAGAGGCGAAUUUCCUAAACCGCAUAGAGAUAUUGUCGCCGGAGAGACCGCCUGCUGUCCCACAAGAAAACAUCCUCGACAAAAUUCUUGAAAAUAUCUACGAAAACAUCCUCUCAUCCUCUUAGGAUGAAUACGAGCCAACACUCAAUUUUGAAACCCGCUUGAUUCAAAGAAACGUCCACCCAUGCCAAAGGGAUUCAACUUUUUUAGAUAAAGUAUAGAUUCCAUGGAAUCCGUGUAUACAUACGAUAAGCAACGACACCUGAUAAAAUCUCUUGUUCUUGGUUUUGUAUAAGCCCCAAAAUAUUACAGAUCAAUAAAGAGAACACAC